UAAGUUCCCAAUGGCUCUUCGGAACACUAGAGUUUCGUUCGGAAAAGUUUAUAACUCGGGAUUAUUCCAGCCAUUUUAGUAUAUAGUAAUGUGUGCUUCCUAAUACCAAUCUUUUAAAAUAUAUGCGUUAAUAUAAUAAUUAAUAUUUAAAUAUAUCAACUUAACUUAUUGAUAAUAUUUUAUAUUGGUGUUAAUUACACUUGCGGUAGAAAAAUACGAAACAGUUUGUGUGCAAAGCUAGUUUUUCACAGCUGCCGUUUGCCGGACUCAAAUUACACAGGUGCAAUGUGCCACAUUCGCCCAGACAAAAAGAGUCUGUUUGAACGAGACUACGUUUUCUGUGACAUUACUGCUUCCGGUCAUAAACGAGAACUCGUGAUAAACUUAGCCUGGCAGAUAAUUUUACAUCGUUAUCUAGAUAAAAGCGCGUAUUAUGAAGCAUGAAACUGCUAAAGAUCAGUGUUAAGGAAAACGUUUCAUGGAACUAGCCUUUGUCGGUGUUUUAGGAAAGAACAAAAUGUGAAAGGAUUUAUCAAACACAUGCAGCAAGCGAAAUCGUUCUCUGUCAUUUUACAAGCAAAACUAACUUGAUAAACUGCUGCUAGUAUGGAUCAUGAAGAAGUAGAGGAGAGACUUCUCCAAGAGGAUGUUGACGACAGAGGUGCCAUACCGACGGAUAGAUGCAAUGGAGUAUAUGUCAUAUUUUGCAUUCUUGGACUAGGAUCUCUGUUGCCAUGGAAUUUCUUCAUUACUGCCAAAGAGUACUACCUGUUUAAGCUGAGGAACUUAACAUUGCCAACAGAUGACAUUGACAAUCCUCAGAUGCAGACAGAGAUGCAGACCAUGUUUGAAGGAUCGGUGGCAGCUGCUGCAACUUUGCCAAAUCUUAUCUUUAACUUUCUAACUGCUGUAUUUACGCAAAAGUUACCUUUAAAAGGACGGAUGGUUGUGUCAUGCCUUACUAUUUUGGUGAUGUUUGUGUUUACACUCUCCCUUGUCAACAUCAAGACCGACACAUGGCAGCUGCCAUUUUUUGUUACGACACUUGUCACGGUUGUGAUUCUCAGUGCUGGUAGCUCAGUGUUCACCGCCUCCCUGUUUGGGUUAGCUGGAAUAUUUCCCCCCAGAUACAUGCAGGCUGCUGUCAGUGGUCAGGCUGUCGGUGGAUUGUUUGCUGCAGUGGCUAAUUUACUGACAUUAGUAGCAGGGUCAACACAGCUUCACAGUGCCUUCGCCUAUUUUACAGCAGCAACUCUAGUUUCGGUUGUGACUUUAGUCUCCUAUAUUCUCCUGUAUUACUUAGAUUAUUCAAAGUUUCAUUUAGAAAUGAAUGUUACAAUACAGGAAGAUGGGUUUGCAGAAUCUUCCCAUUCAGCUGGCAGUUUAUCACAGAGAUCUUCCUCUACGUUCCCUGUUCUGAAAAAGAUCUGGCGUGAGGGAUUAGCAGUAUUCAUCACCUUUGCUGUAUCGUUAAGUUGUUUCCCAGCGAUAUGUUCAUCUAUCACAUCACAACAUAAAGACAGUUCAGAGUGGUCUGGGAAAUACUUCACCGUCAUUGUGUGUUUCCUGUUGUUUAAUUUGGGAGAUUAUGCCGGACGGAUUGUUAGUGGCCAGUUCCAGUGGCCUAAGAUUUCCCAGUCAAGAUUGCUGUUGGUGGUAUCUUUAGUGCGUGUGGCAUUUAUUCCUCUCCUUAUGUUGUGUAAUGCUCAGCCACGUGCCCAUCUACCUGUUGUUUUUACCAGUGAUGUGUAUCCCAUCGUGUUUAUACUGCUGCUUGGACUGACCAAUGGCUAUCUGUGUACCCUCUGUAUGAUGUAUGGACCAAAAAAAGUGAUGAUGGAGUAUGCAGAGUUUGCUGGGGCAAGCAUGUCCGUGUGUAUCACUAUAGGCCUGGCAUCAGGUUCUCUCAUCUCCUUGCUGCUAGUCAAAAUGCUGUAGGACCAUCACAGAACAGUCUCCUUGGCCACUGAUUUGCAGAAUGAACUGGCCAGAUUAUUCCAGUCUUCCUUGUGCCAUUCGUCCGUGGUGCAUUGUCCAUCAUUCUUUCUAUCAUCCCGUUUGUCCGUCCUUAAACAAUUCUUGUUAGCCCUAUUUCACUAUUUUUAGGGUAAAAAAAUUCACAUGAAAGUUUCCCAUGGACCCUUUGCGUAUCAAAUUUUGCGACUGUUUGGAAAACCAACAUAGCUGACAGGUGGCCAUCUUUAAUUUGAUAGUUAAAGAUUGUUAGAACUUUUUCUGAGAAAGUGCUAGAGGGAUCUUUCUCAAGUCAUACAUGAAGGGUUUCAAUGGCUAUAAGUUACACAUAUUGAUUUUUUGAUAGUUUAAAAUUGUUAGUGUCAUUUUUAGCUCAGUUGGUCAAAAUGACUGGUGAGCUUAAGCCGUGGUGCAUCGCCAGGCGUCCAUCCAUCUGUUGUCUGUCCGUCCAUCAGGGUACAUUAGGGGAAACUGAGGUGAAUAUUUAAAACCCUUCUUUUUCUGUACAAUUGAAGGGCAUUUUAACCAAAUUUGGUCUAGAGUAUCCUUAAGUUAAAGUCUAAUAUGAAAUAUUAGGCAGGUUUGCACAGCAUAGAAGGGGGCUGCCUUUCAUCUGCUUUCAUCUCAUUAUAAGUAAACAUCUGAGCAAAUGUAGCAUGUGGUCCAUCAGUUCCCUAUCAACAUAAAUAUCAGUUCACAGGACCAUCUGGGUGCUAGACGGUCUUAUUACAAGACCUCUCCCCUUUUAGCAGGUCAUGAUUACCGGUCAUAGAAAGGACAUGCAUCCAACCAAUUAGUAAUGCAGGGGUCAAGAUUAUUCUUAUCUCAAGCUCAGCCAGUUGGGCAUUCUGACCUCCCAUAACACCACUGUCCUGACAGUAACACAGCAAACAAAGGGUCUCCUCCCCCUACCUAAUUAUUCUUAUGUCAAGCUCAGCCAGCCAGGCAUUCUGACCUCCCAUAACACCACUGUCUUGACAGCAACACAUUAAACAGAGGGUCUCAUCUCCCUACCUAAUUAUUCUUAUCUCAAGCUCAGCCAGCUGGGCAUUCUGACCUCCCUUAACACCACUGUCUUGACAGCAACACAGCAAACAAAGGGUCUCCUCCCCCUACCUAAUUUAUUCUUAUCUCAAGCCCAGCCAGCCAGGCAUUCUGACCUCCCAUAACACCACUGUCUUGACAGCAACACAUUAAACAGAGGGUCUCAUCUCCCUACCUAAUUAUUCUUAUCUCAAGCUCAGCCAGCUGGGCAUUCUGACCUUCCAUAACCGCGCUGUCCUGACAGCAACACAGUAAACAGAGGGUCUCCCCUCUUUGCCUAAUUUACAUGUGCUAUAUUGGGUAUUGGUUCCUUAAUGAUGAGGGAAAGAGUAUGAGAUCCAAUCCUAGGACCUAGCGUGGUCACAUGACAAGUGCUCUUUGUUCUAACAGUUCUAGCCAACUGCCCAGUUGUUUUCUGAUGGUCAAGCUAUACAGUCAUACCAUCCUCCACCCCCACCACCACCUUUAUUAUGUUUAUUGGUUGCCUAUCACUGUAUCAUACCUCCCUGGUUGACCCUCGGUCAACUGAAACAGCUUCACUCUUCACUAUUUGGGCCUAUGGCAGUAAACUGUCAUCAUGUAAUAACAUGGAACAUGGAUUAUUAAUGGUGCCAGUCUGCUGCUAUACACCCCAAAUCGGUCAAUCCAACUCCAGAACCUAGGGUUAGCUGGACUGUAUACAUCAACUCUAUAUGGGCCAGGGUAAGACAUAAAGUUGAACGCCAGGCCUAAGUGAUGUGACUCCUAACUCUAGCCGACUUCCGGACAUUUAAGCGACCAGGAUAGGGGGAACAUAGUAAUAAAUGUUUAAAAUCCUUCUCUGCCAGUUCAAUUUUGGGAUUUCAAAAUUAUCUGGACCAGAGCUUUCUUGGGAAAAAGGAACUCAAUUUUGUAUAAAUGGAGAGUGUGGCCCCCAGGGGGUGGGCUGAAGGGUGGGGCCCAGUAGGGAGGCCUGGUAAUAAAUGUUUGAUGUAUUAAUUCUCCGUCAGUUUGAAUUGAGGGAUUUUAAUCACGUUUGGUUCAGAGCAUCCUUGGGCAAAGGGAAUUCAAUUUUAUAUAAAAGGAGAAAGUGGCCCUCAAGGGUUAAGGCAGAGGGGCAAGGACCUUAUAGAGGGAACAUACAUAAUGUAGUAAAAAAUAAAAGUUUAAUAUCCUUCUCCCUCAGUUUGAUUUGUGGGAUUUUAAGCAAAUUUUGUUUAGAGCAUGCUUAGGUAGCCUUGUACAGUAGCGUACGGUGGCCAUGGGUGAUAUUUUUGUACAAUGAAUAACUCCUGUAAUAUUAC
Molecule: messenger RNA, 4301 nt
Organism: Mizuhopecten yessoensis (Yesso scallop)
Lineage: Eukaryota; Metazoa; Mollusca; Bivalvia; Pectinida; Pectinidae
Product: equilibrative nucleoside transporter 3-like
Exons: 13
Coding region: 607-1938 (443 amino acids)
Biological process (GO): nucleoside transmembrane transport
Cellular component (GO): plasma membrane
Molecular function (GO): nucleoside transmembrane transporter activity
Source: RefSeq, a predicted model, not a curated record